AUGGAUCCCUUCAACUCUCUACCCCCAGAGAUUCGUCUCAAGGUCCUGUUUUCCAUCACCUCCAAGUUCUCCCUCUCUUCCAUCAUCCAGGCAUCACCGACGAUGCUGCGACAGUACCAGACGCAAAGAAAUAAAAUCCGACUGAACAUCAUCUCGCUUGACCUUGAUGAAGAAAUGGCUCAAGAUGCCCUAGCGAUCAUCCAGUUUCCGAGAGAACGAGGUACUCAACAGCACCAGCUGCUCCGUGUUCGAGAUCACUUGAAGCGCUGGGUAGGCAAGAACUUUGUCAGCCCUCUGACCACGCAGAAUGACUAUCUGUUCGAAGAUCUGGACGACCUCCACAAUAUGCUGCUUCAUUUCAUACAGGAUUACUGCAGCAAGGCCACAGCUCCUUACAUGCCACGAGAGUACAUUUGUUUGCAAGGCGUGCAGUCACCAUCACCAACAACUCAGCUAUACUUCCGUGGCCAACCCAUCACCUCGAGCUUCAAUCCCGACAGUCUUACCACGAUGGAGCUAAAGCGGUUCUUGAGAGCUUUCUUAUUGUAUGAACUGAACUGCAAAGUCGCCAAGUCCUUGGGCACGUCUUCCAAUCCCGGAAGCCCUCUAAACAAUCUCCCGAAACGCGCCAUUCACCCCUCUGAGGAUGAGGCAAUCCACUGCGUUCAUACCUACGUUCGCUCACUUUAUGGUGCCUGUAUCGCGCAGCGUGAUGAUGGAUUCCUUCCAAGCGGUCCUGAUGGGUCGGCGUUCGAAGCAGGGCUAGCCUUUCCAGACAGCUUCUGCUUCGACCCUGAUCUUUAUACUGGAGACAGGGGAUUGCGGGGAAAUCAUCAUGGCGACGUCACGUCUCAUCUGGCAAAGCUUGGUUUAAAAGCCAUCACCCAGCUCACGCGUUACCGCUUUGGAUAUUCAUUGGAGAAUGAUGAGUUUGACGAAGAGUUUGGCAAGGUUAUGAAGUCACUGCCGCACAGAAUGGGGCCUUAUCAACAUGUCAUUACCAGAAUCGAAUCAUCUGAUGUCGCUGGCUCACCGAUGUACGGCCAUCUCUCCACUCCGCUUUCCCAGUCGAACAAAAUCCAAGUACAGAUCUACCAGCAGAGGGCUUGGGUGUUCUUCGAUAAUAAUCGACUGUACCCUCCAGCAACCCACCAAAGGCCUUGCUUCCCAACUCAGGAUUUCCUUUUCCAAGAGUCCGACAGGUUGAUCCCCCUCGACGGUGGUUUGUGGCAGUACUCAGAGCUCACCAGGGGCGAACUCCGAUCACAGAAAUGGCAAGACGAGUAUGCUACUACAAAGAGGCAACUGGCAUAUGAGGACGAGAUCCGGGAGUUGCGAGAGGAGAAUUGCAUUCUCAGAAGCGAACGCAAACAGGCCAACAGCGGAGAUCCAGAAUUGUCUGUUCCGGCAUUGGAGGAUCCUACUGUCCUCCGUGAGGAGGCCAAAAGGCUAAUCGAGCAACAUAUAGCCUGCGAUCUAGCGACUGUGGCCAAGUAUGUGAGAUAUACACCACCUGGCACCUAUAUUUAUUGCAGGCAGCCUCCUCGAUGCGUUAUUAUUCCCGCGUCGUUCGACCUUUUCGGAGACAAGACACCUGCUGAGAUUGAACUUUUUCUUGACUUGUACUUGGGUGUGGAGAAGAAGAAGGAGACACUCCACCAAGAGGAACCAAUAGACUUCUGUUUCGGUAUCUAUUAA
Fusarium musae is the source of this 1698-nucleotide messenger RNA. RefSeq lists its product as uncharacterized. Bases 1 to 1698 code for a protein of 565 amino acids. Lineage: Eukaryota; Fungi; Ascomycota; Sordariomycetes; Hypocreales; Nectriaceae. The record is from RefSeq and is a predicted model, not a curated record. The transcript has a single exon.